Molecule: messenger RNA, 1898 nt
Organism: Chenopodium quinoa (quinoa)
Lineage: Eukaryota; Viridiplantae; Streptophyta; Magnoliopsida; Caryophyllales; Amaranthaceae
Product: cytochrome P450 71A6-like
Exons: 2
Coding region: 98-1672 (524 amino acids)
Molecular function (GO): iron ion binding; heme binding; oxidoreductase activity, acting on paired donors, with incorporation or reduction of molecular oxygen
Source: RefSeq, a predicted model, not a curated record
UUCUAUAAACUAAUAAAACUUCAAUUUCUCUGUUAUAUUAUUUUCUUGUUUUCAUUUUUCAGUAAUUGAGUUCUAUCAGAUAUACACACCCAAACACAUGGAAAAAAUAAUUAGUCUUUGUUUACAAUUCUCCCAAAAACUGAUUUUUCAUCCUUUGUUCCUCCCAUUGAUGCUGUUUGUAAUUUUGUUCUACAACAGUCUUUCUUCAAAACACGGUAAAUUUGGAAAAAACCUCCCACCUUCGCCACCAAAGUUGCCAAUCCUAGGCAACCUUCACCAGCUCGGUGUUUUACCUCAUCGUUCACUUCAAUCAUUAUCUCGACGAUAUGGCAAAGUUAUGUUGCUCUACUUCGGCAGUAAACCGGCUCUUGUCGUAUCUUCUGCUGAUGCUGCUGAAGAAGUCCUGAAGACUAAUGACUCGAUCUUCUAUAACAGGCCUAAGUUGCGCAAUGCAACUAGAAUCUUUAACAAUGGAAAGGAUGUGGCCUUUUCUCAUUCGGGAGAGUAUUGGCGGCGAAUGAGGGGUAUAUGCGUUAUGCAGCUGUUGCAUACCAAGAAAGUUCAAUCUUUCCGAGCAAUAAGAGAAGAAGAGGUUGCUGAAAUGGUUGAAAAGUUAAACAGAUCAGGUUGUUCAGAGGUAAAUUUUGCGGAAAUUGUUUUGUCAUUUACAUAUGAUGUGAUAUGCAGAACAUCCUUUGGAAGAAAAUGUAGCGAAAAUCAUGAGGGAGGCAUCAAUUUUAAGGAUCGCGUGGAUGAAGCCAUGAAGUUGCUUGGGACUGUGUUUUUGGGAGAUUUCGUACCCUGCCUUAGCUGGAUCGAUCGUGUCAAAGGUUUGGAAAGUCGAUUGGAAAAAGUCGUAGCUGAUUUGGAUGUAAUUCUUGACAAGAUCGUUAAAGAACAUCAAGUUCAUUUAAGCACCAAGAAAAAUAUUGUGGUCGAGUCAGAAAAUGAGAGAAACGACCGUAGUUUUAUGGAUAUUUUGCUUGAAGUUCAUAUGAACAACAAACAUGAUAUGUCACUUGACAGCAUCAAAGCCGUUAUACUGGAUAUGUUUUUGGCUGGGACCGACACGACUUACACGCUCAUAGAGUGGGUGGUGAUCGAACUGAUUAGAAAUCCACGAGUUAUGAAAGAGCUACAAGAAGAGGUAAUAAAAAUUGUCGGAGGUAAAGGUCGGAAGGUUUGUGAGGAUGAUCUUGAAAAAAUGAGUUACCUAAAAGCCGUGAUGAAGGAAGCACUUCGGCUACACCCUCCAGGUCCAUUGUUAGUCUUUCACGAGUCGAUUCAGGACGCCAAAAUAAAUGGUUUCGACAUAGCUGCUGGUACAUUGGUAAUCAUCAACGCGUGGGCUAUUCAGACAGACUCGAUGUAUUGGGAAGAACCCGACCUAUUCCGACCUGAAAGAUUUCUAAACAGAAGUUCAUCAGAUGAUUUCAGAGGGCAAGAUUUCAGAUAUAUUCCAUUUGGUGCAGGCAGAAGAGGUUGUCCAGGGAUAUCGUUUGGCAUGGUUUCUGCUGAACUCGUGGUCGCGACUCUCAUAAACGAGUUUGAAUUGAAACUUCCUGGUGGAAUUCAGGGUGAUGAGCUAGAUAUGACUGAAGUUGCGGGGCUUACAAUUCACAGGCGAGAUCCUCUUAUGGUCAUUGCAACUCCUCUUAAAAUUUCAUCCUAAGAUGUUAAGUUCUUGUAUGAAAGUAUGCUGAACUAAAUAUGGGUUUGAAGGUCAUUUUCAUAUCCAAUGAAUCAAUUAAGUCAUUUUUUUUUCUUUAGCAUAAAGAUCAUUAAGAAUUGUUAGUAUUGUCAAAAAAAAAAAAAAAAAAAAGAAUUGUUAGUAAUUUGUAACUUUAUCUACUCUUUCAAUAUCAAUAAUGAUUAAUGAAAUUGGGUGUUUAAUACUA